CUCCACGACUACCCCUCAGUGUCAGCACUCAGUGAGUCCACACACUCAUCCAGCAUCAGCAUCCGUCCUCGGAGACACUUUGAGGACGUGACAGCAGCUGUGGAAGAGCUCAGAGAUGGACUCCAGGACGUUCUGAGGGACGCGUGGACAAACAUCUCACUGGCCAUCACUGACGUGGAUGUUCUACAGUCAAAACCAAAACCAGAACCAGAACCAGAACCAACGACCAGAGCUGGGUUCUUAAGAUAUUCACGAGAAAUCACUCUGGAUCCAAACACAGCAAACAGAAAGUUGUUAUUAUCUGAUGGGAACAGAAAAGUGAAACGUAUGUAUCAACAACAGUCUCAUCCUGAUCAUCCAGACAGAUUCACUAACUAUUGUCAGGUUCUGAGUAAAGAGAGUCUGACUGGACGUUGUUACUGGGAGGUGGAGUGGAGAGGAGGAGAAGUUUUUGUAGCAGUUUCAUACAAGAACAUCAGAAGAACAGGGAGCAUCAAUGAAUGUGGAUUUGGAUAUAAUGACAAAUCCUGGGCUUUACAUUGUGACACCAACAGUUGUAUAUUUCUGUACAACAACACUGAAACUCCCGUCUCAGAUCGUCCUUCCUCCAGAGUAGGAGUUUACCUGGACCACAGAGCAGGUGUUCUGUCCUUCUACAGCGUCUCUGACACCAUGACUCUCCUCCACAGAGUCCAGACCUCGUUCACUCAGCCGCUACAUGCUGGAGUUUGGCUUCCUUGUGGUUCUGGAUCCAGUUUAGAGUUGAUUAAACCUGAAUAGACUGAAGUGUUUAAAGAGCAGCUGGUUCAGAUGUUUGAGUUUCCAGCUGGUUCAGUCUCAUGGUACCAGUAAAACACCAC
Molecule: messenger RNA, 860 nt
Organism: Stegastes partitus (bicolor damselfish)
Lineage: Eukaryota; Metazoa; Chordata; Actinopteri; Pomacentridae
Product: tripartite motif-containing protein 16-like
Exons: 1
Molecular function (GO): protein binding
Source: RefSeq, a predicted model, not a curated record